Diprion similis is the source of this 1496-nucleotide messenger RNA. RefSeq lists its product as uncharacterized. Gene Ontology annotation, cellular component: cytoplasm. The record is from RefSeq and is a predicted model, not a curated record. Bases 179 to 1120 code for a protein of 313 amino acids. Lineage: Eukaryota; Metazoa; Arthropoda; Insecta; Hymenoptera; Diprionidae. The transcript is spliced from 7 exons.
UCGACGAUUCGUGUUCACAUCGAGCUAACUGCAGACGACUGCGGCUGUAUAGACACAAAUACGCAACGACACGCUGAAAUUGCUUACUUUACUGCGAACCGUUGGCUUCUUUAUUUCAUUCCUGCUUAUUUGUUAGUAGGGAAUUGGUUCGUGUCAAAGUUUCGUAGGCAUAUAUAUUAUGCUGACUAUCAAAAUGACGAAGGGUCGAGUGUUGCUGUUAUAUACGUGCUGUACUUUGAUUCUGGGAUUCGUUAGCGGAUAUGUCCGUAACCCCAUUGACAGAGACACACAAUAUGAAGAUGUUUACCAAGAAACCGAUAGUGAGGAUCAGCGUAGAGAAGCCUCGGAUGACAAAUAUGAGAAUUGGCCAGGACGCUGGAUGCCAUCGAGACCUGGAGAUCCAAAACCCCCUCCGAAGGUUCUGCAUAAAACUGGAAACUUCAAGGAUUCCAAUUUCGAAAAAGAUCCAGUUGACAGAGUGGGCAUGGGAAUGCAAGAGAGUGAGUGCGACGAUGGAGAAACUAACUUGAGAGUUGAUUGGGAUGCGUCGCCAGUUAACUACACUUGCUACGGUGAAAGGAUUGUGCCGGACUAUUCCAUUAGACCUAUGGUAUACUGUGAACGUAUACCGUCAGGAUAUACGGCAAUCCACAAGUGUAUGACUGAAACGAUCGAAUACGACGAUGAUAUUCCUAUGUACGGAGCACACAGACCAGUUUGGCCUGUUUACGGAGAAUACCAUUUCAUACCAAGACAAAGGUGGAUUCAUAGUUUGGAGCAUGGUGGAAUAGUUAUGUUGUAUCAUCCCUGCGCUAAUCCACUAGAGGUAAAACGUUUGAAAAAACUGGUGGCCGGUUGUCUACGACGACAUAUUAUAACACCAUACACGCUUUUAGAUGAGGAACGACCUCUGGCAUUGGUAAGUUGGGGCUGCCGGUUGACAAUGUCGUAUGUGAAUCCUUCUGUGGUACAACAAUUCAUUAGUAAAAGAGCAUUGCGUGGCGCUGAAGCAAUCUCUGAUGAUGGCGAUUUUACCGAAUUUCUUAUACAGGCGUCUAAAACGGUUACUGACCAAGAGGAUACAACUUUGUGUCCGAAUAUAAAACUGAUGUCAGAGUAAAGAUUCUUCAGAGUCAUUUUUGUCUACUUUGCAUGUGAAACAAUGUGUCGACACUUUCAAUCUUUGCUACUUAUCGUUCAUUAAUCUCAGAUCAUAUCAAUGGGAAAUGAACUCUACGCCCAAAUCUCAAUGUCAUUCGUGCUCCAUAGGUUCUAAGAAUUCCUUACAAAAAUAUUCACAUGUAUGUGUACGUAUUGCGUUAAAUGUAACAUUAUAUUUAUUUAUAUUAUAUUUACAACCAUUCCGAAGAGAAGUGAAGUCUCAAUCUAAUUGUAAGAUCUCUUACAUCGUGUGAUAUGGGUACAGAUAUGGACCGAUCUGUACUAACGUGAGGUGAAGUAUCUUACGAUUAUGAAUAAAUUCCUCUAAUUUCAAA